AGGCCGGCAAGAUUGGAUGGUUAGAAAUUAGAAGUGGAAAAAAUGGACUCUCCAGCACCUUUAAACAAUCCACUCUCGACAUUUAUCCACCAACUCGGUACCGAACUCACCACUAGACUCAACGACGGCCGUCGACUUGCCGGGAACCUAAUUUCCACCCUCUCUACGGCGGCGCCUCGUCGGAGAAUUAACCUUCCUCUUCCCCUCUCUUUGCCAUUUGCUUCCAUUGGACAAGCUAAGCAAAUUAAUGGCGUCGCUUUGAGCACCGAUAAUGUCGCUAAAACCCUAGCUGGAACUUCUGUAUACACAGUUAGCAAUGAUAAUAAUGAAUUCGUGCUGAUUUCUGAUCCUAUUAAUGGCACUAAGUCUAUUGGAUUAUUGUGUUUCCGUAAAGAGGAUGCUGAGGCCUUUCUUGCUCAGGCUCAGUUGAGGAGGAAGGAGCUGCGGAGUCAGGCUAAAGUUGUUCCAAUCAGUCUAGACCAAGUGUACAUGUUAAAGGUUGAAGGAAUUGCUUUCCGCUUCUUGCCUGAUCCGGUACAAAUCAAGAAUGCUUUAGAUUUGAAAGCGUCAGAGACAAAACGUGGGUUUGAUGGCGUUCCUGUGUUUCAGUCAGAAGUUUUAGUGGUAAAGAGGAAAAAUAAGCAUUAUUGUCCAAUAUAUUUCCGGAAGGAAGAUUUAGAGAAAGAACUGUUUUUGAAGACAUCGCGAGGCCGGGGUUCUCAUAAUAUAGUGGUCGGGAGUUUAGAAGAUAUUUUGAAGAAAAUGGAGAUAAGUGAAAAGAAUUCUGGCUGGGAUGAUUUCAUAUUUAUUCCACCAGGUAAAAGCCAUACUCAACAUAUUCAAGAGGUGACCAAGGCGUGAUGUAUCGGGUACAUUUUUUCUGCUUGUCUAGUUUGAGAAGCAAAGGAUGGCAUAACUCGUUUUCUAUUCGAUCCCUUAUUUUUCUUUCCUAUGGAAUGUCCGUUUUUGAUGAUAAGAGUUCUGUCGAGGACUCGAGGUUUUGCUAGUUUUGAUUAGAGACAAUUAUAAAUAAUCUAUAAUUAUGUCCAUAAUUAACAAUCACAUUUAGGACUAUUGUGCAUGAUGUCUUGGAGAAUUUACAUUUUUAAUAGUGAUACCAAUCAAAAACCUCAAUGUUACCA
Molecule: messenger RNA, 1142 nt
Organism: Amaranthus tricolor (Joseph's coat)
Lineage: Eukaryota; Viridiplantae; Streptophyta; Magnoliopsida; Caryophyllales; Amaranthaceae
Product: protein TIC 22, chloroplastic
Exons: 8
Coding region: 43-861 (272 amino acids)
Biological process (GO): protein transport
Cellular component (GO): chloroplast
Source: RefSeq, a predicted model, not a curated record